GUGAAUUACGAGUUCAUGGACACGGACAGGGCCACCAUGAUGCUUGACGAUGUCGGAUAAUAUCAUAGUGGACUGGUUAAAAUCCGUUAGGUUGGAAUUAUACACACAGGCGUUUUUAGAUAAUGGUUACGAUGAGUUAGAAGUGUGUAAACAGAUUGGUGAAGCCGAUCUUGAUGCUAUUGGGGUUCACAACGGGGUUCACAGAGAAAUUUUACUUCAGGCUGUCACUAGACUCCGGGAGGAGGGUGGCACGUCAGUUUACUUUACAUUAGAAAACACAGAUGUACCUCGAAAGUGUGUGAAGAAUGGCACGGAACAAAGUAAAAGUGUUAAAUUGGGGACGAGAAGUGCGUCCUCCCGCAGAGGUCUCCCAAAGGCAGGCGAUGACAUCCCCUACAAAACACUGGAACAGCUGAGGAAGUGUAUUGGAGACAAAUUGGUCAAGGAUGGCAUUGACCUCGCAUGCCCUCCCUACAUCAAACCGGACAACUCGGCUUGUCAUAGCAGUCUAGCUGCCUUAGCGGUCAAGUACACUGACCAGCUGAAAGGCUCAAGCCUCCAGGAUGUGUAUCGAUGUCUGGAGGAACUGUCAUUGUGGCGAAUCAAUGGUCCUCACAACUAUUAUUCAACAGCCAUGCCACCUGGUCAAGCAGCAGCCAUGGUAACUUCACUGUAUGCCAGUUCCAGUCCGGCUCCAUCUCAUCCCACUUCCCUCACUGGCCAUUCUCCCUAUGCUAGAACUGGUCAUACUCAGUAUUCUUGUCAAGCAGGGCAUUCACCUUACUCUAGUUCAAUUCAAACUGGACAGUCUACAUACGCUGGUUCUAGUCAGGUUAGCCAUUCACCAUAUGCUAGCUCAGGCCAGGUGUGUCAGUCACCCCUCGCUAGCUCCAACCAGACUCCUGUGCACGCAACUGCCUACCCUGUGUAUGCCAGCUCAGGGCCGAAUCCACCCUGUACUGCAUCCAAACCUGUUUAUGGAAGUCCAGGCACACAACCACCACCCAUUCCCUCCUCACUCCCGCCUGCAACCAGCCAUGUGGAGAAGAACAUUGACCUGCACAGUGUACACACAAGAUACAUCUAUGAUAACACAGGCUUCCAGACUGACCACAGCAAUGAAGAUUUAGAAGGCAAAGAUGACGAUAAAAAGAAGUCUUCCACUUUGGGUCGAUUCUUCCGGAAUAUUGGGUUGCGACGAUCUGGAAAGAAGCACUCGUACAAACCACAUAAAGGGGACCCAAAUGCUUAUGACAUCACUAUGGACGAUGACGACCGAAUGGCACUAAUGUUGAUGGUCAAAGAGGGCAAGAUUACCACUGAACAUGCCCUUCAAGUGGUCAGUGGAAAUUGGCCAGAAGGCACCAUUGUGAAAAAAUAUGAGGAAGAAAGACGGAAAGAUAUUGAACAGAGAGAGAAGGCUUCAAAAAGGAAGAAGAAACUACCUAAACCAGUCAAGUCACCAUCAGCUACUUAUACAGGGUCAGUUCCACGUUGUGAUAUCUGUUCUGGUUACAAAGGAUCUCCACAUGACCUUGGUUACCCGAUGGGCAAUGUUUGUGUGGACCCUACUCAUCAGAUGGAAUACAGUCAACACCGACGUGUACACAGUGUUGGUCACAUUGACCAUGCCUACUCUUCCCGUUCCCCAGAGGGCACACGCUCACUAAACUGUACACCUACCCACUGUGCCAUGAGUCGGUCAUCAGCAGUCAGUACCCCUGUCAGUUUUUAUUCGCCGGGCCACCAUCCUAGACUGUACUCUCCAGUAUUCCCACAAGAUCCGCGCCUCGCACACUACCAAUGUCGUGCAUGUAGUCACCCCCAUGGCUCCAUGUCCUCUGGUGGUGUUGCUGGUCGCUGCCAUACAGCCCUUGGUGUGCGCGUCAGUGAAUCAUCACCUGGGGUGAAUUUGACGCGGGACGACCUAUCACCAGGUGGGGAGGCCAGUCGGUCAGGGUCAUGUGUUGACCAUUCCCCAUCCACUACCUCCUUUGAUCUAGUGUCAUCUGAGUCUGAACAUUCAAUUGACUGUCAGUCACAUGGUCAUCCCUCUCACAACCGCAUGGCCAAUCAAAAGGAGAGUGGCCACUACCUCAGCAAUACUGGUGCAAUAUCUCCCGGAGACAGGAACAAGUCACCCCAGGGAGUCUGGCAGAGAAAUGUGGCUCACCGGGAUACAAAUAGUCGUAAUAAUGUCAAGGAAAACUUAGUGAUAGGAGCCUCCCCAAAGUCUGCCAGCUCUGACAGUAACCAUAGUGCUGAUUCCAGUGGACUGUGUAGCUACCGAAGUAGCAGCCCUAAUGCAGGUCAGACCAUGGUGUCAGGGGAGGAAGUUUCAGGGUGUGGUCAAGUAUCAUACGUCCAGGCACAUUCUCAUUUUGUGCCCACCUCCAAUAGUAGAGAUGCCCUCACAUUACAGAAGGGGGAUGUCAUCCGUGUCCUUUACAAGCCUCCAGGGGAUCUAUGGAGAGGCGUUCUUAAGGGAAAGACUGGCUGGUUCAGAGUAUCAUGUGUGGAACCCCUGUACACUGGAGAAACCACUCUUGAGCCAUGGCUGGACAGGCGUCCUAACAAACCCAAAACUGUACAGGAGGUGCUUCAGGUCAUAGGAUUGGAGAGUCUGGAGGCAGUGUUUAUCCAGAACGGCUUUGAUGAAUUGGAUUGUUUUGCUGAUAUUGAAGAAGAGGAUCUUGAUGCCUUGGGUAUAUUUGACCCACUGAUCAGGACCAAACUGCUUAGUACAGCUGACCUCAUCAAAAACACACAAGAUACACCAACGUUGCAGUGGAAGGUCCACCAGGGACGAGCAGGACCUCCUGUUGUCUUCCUGAACAAAGAGUACCGACAUGGCACAUCUUACCCUCCAAGUCAGGACUCGGGUUGCUACGCAAGUUUUGAACAUCUAGCUCAUCGGGAUGCAUACCCAACCACAAGUGAAUUGAAGCAGCAGUAUUGUUUACAUUCCAACAAGGAGAACAUUUCCCCUGGAGUGCGGGCUGGAGCCCAAGGCCUGGGAAUGUCCCGGCUCCAACGGGGACACUCGGGCCUGAGUAGUUCAGAGACUUGUGAGGACAUGGACAAGAGUGAUAAGGAGUAUACUGCUGAGGAUCGUGAGGUCAGUGAGAUAACCAAUAGUGUGGAUUGUCCGCCCUCAACCAAUGACCUGUCCAGACAGUCUGGUGAUAUGGUCAUCAUGUGUAACUAUGCUGGAACGCAAACUACUCCUACCUAUGGGAGAUCCAACUGUGAUAAUUUAGCUAAUAACCUUUCCUCACCCAAAGCUCACAUACGCCAAAGUAGCAGCACCAGUGGUGACUUUGUGUCUUCUAGUCAAUCACAACAAGGGAGUGUGUGUUCCCCAUUACAUAGUGUACAACCGUUUCCACGUAAGUGUGUUCCCAGACAGGACUGGAAUUUUCGAGAUGUUCAGGUCCAAGUUAUGUGUCCUCUAGGAAGUCUGAAUCUAAACGCUGAUGGUGAACAGAAUGGUGAGGGGCUGCCUCCUCCCCAUCACGUAACACCUUCUCAUUCACACCCGUCACACCCUCCCACCUCUCUAGUGCUAAGUAAUCCUCAGGGGCGCAAACCCCAUGAGACAGGUAAUGGAGUGUACCGCAGUGUGUCUCGUCCAGAUGACGGAGGGUACCGAAGUGUAGGUCAGUUGUCACGACGAUCCAUGUCUGCAGACAGAGCCAAUGUCAAGGCAACCAAACAAGAAGACCCGCCAGAAUACAGAACUGUGAUGCGCUCUCUACUCAGUCUUAUAACAUCAAAGCUCCUGUCUGAAAAUAUAGAUCUUGCCUUAGAACCAUACUCCACACAGACAGGUGAGUGUGGGAUUCCUCCACUCUUAGUCCAGCGGUACGCAGAUGAGCUGAGACAGGACCUAGUCAGUGUGGCACUGGUGGUAGACCAAAUCCGUGUCCAACAGCUGUGUAGCAGACACAGACCAGCGGUGCUGUCACGUGAUUUGCCUGACUCUGCAGCAAAAGCAUGUGAGAUAAAGAUUUCUUCGAUUCCGGAGUUCUUUACAUCUAUAGGUCUUCCUAUGUACACCAAUAUGUUCUUGGAGGAAAAACUCACUGCUAUGGAGGACUUACUUCAGCUCAAUUUCGAGGAUAUUCGUGAUAUCACUCGCACACACGCAAAGCAUGUCAAACGAAUCUCACAUGCACUUGAUUGGGUACGUACUCGUAUUUCAACACUGAGGAAGACAAGUAACAUGGAUGCAGCAGUGAUGGAUCGAGUGUAGAGUAAUAUCCUUAACCUAAGUGUGUUCUCUGAUAAUAAACAUUAGUGUUCAUGUAAAGAUUUAUGUCUAUUCAUCCAAGGAUAAACAUCCACUGUCAUAUAUUGAUUUAUAUCAGUUCAUCUCAACAUAUACUGAAUAACGUCAGGUCAUACAAGGAUAAGUAUUUAUGUUCAUAUAAGUAUUAACGUCUGUUCAAAUGAGGAUAAACAUUUGUGUUCAUAUAAAUAUAAAAAUCUCUGAAUAUGAAGGUAAAGGUUUAUGUUCAUAUUACAGUGUAGUUUAAAUGUCAGUUCAUAUGAGGAUAAAUGUUUGUGUUCAUGUAAGAAUUUACCCUUGGUCAUAUGAAGAUAAGUGUUCAUAAAAGAAUUUGUAAGAAUUGACAUGUGUUCAAGUGAGGAAAGACAAAUGUUGGUGGUGUACCAUUGUGGUAAUUGCUGGUUUGAUUUGUGCUACAGACAGAAGUCAUAUGUUAAGAGAUCUCCUAACAAUAAUACAGUAUUCCUGGUGUUUUACGAUUGGCAUUUUAAAAAUUUUACAAUUAGCAUCUGUGGACCUUUGUAGUCAAUUUUUCUGGGUUAAAACGUUUUAAUGAAGAAAUAUUUCAUCAGUGUCUGCUUUACACAUUAUCCACUAUGUCAACUGUGGUAGGUUUACACAGUGUGACAUCAUAUAUAGUAGCUAGAUUUUAUCAUGUCUGUUUGGGUUAGCAUUCAGGACCUGGGAAUUCAGGAAUUUCAUUUCACACAAAAAAGAUUCAAUGUAUUGUAUUCUAAAUUUUGUUUGAACAUGAGGAAAAUUUGGUAACUACCUUAAAAUAAAAUCUUGAUUUCAGGAAAAAACGUCACCAUCACCCUUUUGGCUAUAUUUUGAGGGCAGAUAUGAUGAAAACUAAAAGAUAUAAUACAUAGAAUUAGUCUAAAUAUAGAUGUGAUCAGUUCAUCAUCACUUUAACAGAAAUCCCACUCCAUAUCGUUAUUCUAGUAGCCUCAUGUCUGAAGUUCUACUAGCUUCAUAAGUUUUUAGAUAGCAAUUCAAAGUCAUAGAUCUGCCUUGGACAAAUUGAAAUGUGUGCAUGGUUAUUUGGAGGUCAAGGUUGUUGUAGUAAUUUACUAUAACACUUCUAGUCAUCAGUUGAGCUAAGUUAUUUUGACAGGAUUUUAUGCGGCCUUUUAUGUUUACUUUGUACAUAUUUUUACGAAGUCUGAGUAUGAUCAUUAUCAAUCCGAGAUGAAUGUACCAUUGCUGGGAAAAAAAUUCUCAAAUACAUGUUUUUAUAGAAAAAAAAGGAUUAGCUCCAUCAGAAAUGUAAGACAGGUCAGUGGUGUUGAAUGCCCUCUGCUAGGUAGUACACAGUAAUAUUCUACAAAGUGUAGUGGUGUAAGGGUAAGGAAAUCCAGUUGGUUAAGCCCAGCUGUUUGUCUUAGGCUGAAGAAGUCUUACAUUUACAAACAAUUCUCAGCCUAAGAGCUCUUGUACUAAAAAAAUGAAUAAUCAUGUCAGUUAAUUCAUCUCACAAUCCCAACCCUGAAAAGUAAGUUUUAAUUAGAAGAUGACAACAUGUUUUAUCAAGGAGUAACCCUGGUGUAACAAAAAAACUUAUUGACUCAAUGCAUCACAAUUGAAUAAAUGAUAGUAAUGCUCGUUUAUGGGUGUCUGUAUGAUACAACUGGCUUGUUAUGAAAGUCUUUAAUUCAAGCUUUUGUGUUCUAACAAACAAACACAGGAAACACAUGAUGUUUUUUUUUUUUUUUUUAAAUCUUAUUGCUUGUAUUUAGAUAGAAAUGUGUUGAUGACCCAUUUAUCUGUUAUUUAGUGUGUUAAGAAAAUUUACCUACAAUGUCUAGAGAGACACAAAAACUGUUCACAAUUAUAUGUUGAGUGCUGCUGAAGGUUAGAAAAUAUUUUUGUGCUAAUAAAAUUGCAUCAGAUAAAAAACUUUUUAUUUAUUUUAAAUGUCACAGUGUUGUACUGUUCUUAUGAUAUUUAUUGUGGAUAAAAGCAUUUGUAAGAAUGAUUGUUACAUGUGUGUAGUCUUUUCAGCCAGGGAGUCUUGACAUAUCUCCCAGGCCACCAUUUUAAUAUACUGACAUAUAAUUUUUUCCAUCUCUUCAGAAUACAUUAUUAGAGUGUUGUGAUAUUUUUCAAACAUGUUUUUUGUAGGAAGGUUUUAUGUGACUAUUUUCUACAAAGUUAAGGUUAGGUUAUGAUAGAUGUAAUCAGCAGUUCAUUUUUACAUGAUCUUCUGUCAGGAUCCAAGACAAGCUCUAUCGUUGUAUGGUUCAUCAAACUUAAGUAUCAAAAUCUGUAAAAAAGAUUUUUCUCUUGAUAAGACUUAUCUGUUCUUUUCAUUCUCUGAUGGCCUGGGUUUGUUGAUGUUUGAGAAUUGUAGCAGGCGUAAUGCCACUACAAUUUUGAAGACAUUUUGAUUCGUUUAUAGGGUAGAACUUUUUGGCCAUUUUUCAGAGGAGUAAGAUUUGUAAUUGUCAUGGUUAUUACAUGUAUGUGGGUCCGGGACACAAUUUUCACAUUGUCUUAUUGGAAACUGAAUGUAUCCUUUAUACAUUAUAGAAAAUAUAGCUUGACAUUUAUUUGUUGCAGUUACAUCAAUUAAAGUUAUGAAACCCUA
Messenger RNA from Ylistrum balloti, 6881 nucleotides. RefSeq names its product SAM and SH3 domain-containing protein 1-like. The record is from RefSeq and is a predicted model, not a curated record. Gene Ontology annotation, molecular function: protein binding. The coding region runs from base 50 to 4255 and encodes 1401 amino acids. Lineage: Eukaryota; Metazoa; Mollusca; Bivalvia; Pectinida; Pectinidae. The transcript is spliced from 17 exons.